CUACAAAAGAAUUUUCAACCUUUCCUCCUUUGAAACAAACCCAGCCCCCAGCCCCUAAAGAAAUCCACAAAUUCUGCCCCAACCUAUACAAAACGACAGCCUUCUGCGCCAUUUCUAUUCACCUCCAAAAAGACCAUCAUGCUAUCAUUCCUUCACUCUCUUUCCCCUCCAUCUCCUCUUCAUGCCCCUUCACUCUCUCCAUCCCUCAAGAAUCAUACCCGUUGACUUCUUACCGUUAAAGUCUUGAAAUUUACAGGAAUUUAAGAAAAGAGUACUACUUUUUUGAGAGAAAAAUGGAGCAAGCAGUUCUUGAUGAUAUAAUCAAGAGGUUAUUAGAGGUCAGAGGCAAACCCGGGAAGCAGGUUCAGUUAUCAGAGUCUGAGAUCCGACAACUUUGUGUGGUCUCUAGAGAGAUUUUCUUGCAACAGCCUAAUUUGCUGGAGCUUGAAGCAUCCAUCAAGAUUUGUGGUGAUAUCCAUGGUCAAUAUUCUGAUCUUCUAAGGCUAUUUGAAUAUGGUGGUUUCCCUCCAGAAGCAAACUACCUAUUUUUGGGGGACUAUGUGGAUCGAGGCAAGCAAAGCCUGGAGACAAUAUGUCUUCUCCUUGCUUAUAAGAUAAAAUAUCCAGAAAACUUUUUCCUCUUGAGGGGAAACCAUGAAUGUGCUUCAAUAAACCGCAUAUAUGGUUUUUAUGAUGAGUGUAAGAGAAGGUUUAAUGUUAGGCUAUGGAAGACGUUCACAGAUUGUUUUAAUUGCCUACCAGUGGCUGCGCUAAUUGAUGAGAAGAUUCUCUGCAUGCAUGGGGGUUUGUCUCCAGAACUAAAUCAUUUGGAUCAGAUUCAAAACUUACAGCGCCCGACUGAUGUCCCGGACACGGGCUUGCUUUGUGAUCUUCUCUGGUCAGAUCCGAGUAAAGAUGUUCAAGGUUGGGGGGUGAAUGACAGGGGAGUUUCAUAUACAUUUGGUCCUGACAAGGUGACAGAGUUUCUUCUGAAGCAGGAUUUGGAUCUUAUUUGCCGUGCCCACCAGGUCGUGGAGGAUGGAUAUGAGUUCUUUGCCAACCGACAACUUGUAACUAUAUUUUCAGCGCCUAAUUACUGUGGGGAGUUUGAUAAUGCUGGUGCUAUGAUGAGCGUGGAUGAGACCUUGAUGUGUUCUUUUCAAAUAUUAAAGCCUGCUGAUAAGAAAAAGGCUGGAAACACUUCAACUGGAGCUGGUCUUUUUGGGAGCACAACUACAGCUAAGCCUGGAAACCCUCCACCAGGAGUCAAGUCCUUCCUUGGCACUAGAGUAUGACUAUUGGAUUUCCACUUAGAGAUCAAGCUUAGUUGGAUCAUGAACAUGCUGAGAUUGCUGUGACAGGAAUUCAAGGUCCAUUUAAUUUCAUAAUUAUAUGCUGAAAUUGUAUAAAUUGGGGGGGGGGGGGGGGUUUGGGGGGGGAUUUAGAUGCAACAGAUUGUUUUCCUUAUAUAAAGUUGGAAGGUAGAAGGCAGAGGUUUCCUUCUCUUCUUGGUUGUACACUUAUAGCUGCUAGAAUUGCUGCUAUGAAUUAUUUCCAUGUUGCUCUUAUUGUUCCGCCCAUCUGUGAGACUCCGAACCAUGUUGAAAGUUCGAAACAAUAUACUCGUGAUUCUGGGCAAGCAUCAUGAACUUGGUUUUAA
Messenger RNA from Populus euphratica (Euphrates poplar), 1660 nucleotides. Its product is annotated as serine/threonine-protein phosphatase PP1 isozyme 2-like. Lineage: Eukaryota; Viridiplantae; Streptophyta; Magnoliopsida; Malpighiales; Salicaceae. The transcript has 4 exons. The coding region runs from base 294 to 1295 and encodes 333 amino acids. Gene Ontology annotation, molecular function: protein serine/threonine phosphatase activity. Gene Ontology annotation, cellular component: nucleus; cytoplasm. The record is from RefSeq and is a predicted model, not a curated record.